CUGUUGUUGUGAUUUAAUGCUAUACAAAUAAAAUUGAGUUCCUCAUACAGGAAGGAUGGGAUUAUAUAAAUCACCUGUGAUGUUUUGUCUUUGUUUCCAACUUAUCCAAGGAUAGGAUCGUACACUUUUGGCCACAUUUUAAAUAUACAGUAACGCUAAAGUCAGGAGAAGACAGGUUGGUGUGUAUAAAAACUUUCCUCAGAAGUGAAUACUCAUCUGUCUCUUUCUAAGAAACUUCCUGAUAGGCAGACUUUUUGUAUCUUUUGACACAACCUGGCUCGUUGUAUCACAUACCUUUCCUUAUUUAUUCUAAGUCAGGCUAACUGGCUUUCUUUGAAUGUAAGACUUGUAGCGUCCAGGAUGGUGCAGAGCCUGUGUGAACUAGUGAACUAGUCAAGGUGUGUGUGUGUUUUAUCACCAGUUACAGAAGUGACUCUAGCUGAAGAAUGGGUCUAUGUUUGCUUUGUUCUGUGUACCUCCCUCCCUUUCUGACUGUGCCAAGAAGGCACAGGCAGGUAUUAAGAAACAUAUUAAAGCACCUUCGUGCUUGACAUGCCCAGUUCAGAGUGCGUCCAAGCGAGCUAUACCUCAGCAGUGGGUCCCACAUCUUGGGAUUUUCUUUUUUAGUGCUCUGUUUCUACAAUUGGGUUCAACUGACAUCUGAAACAACACCAUGAACUGGAUCUUCUUGGAGGGUCUCCUCAGUGGGACUAACAAGUACGCCACAAGAUUUGGUCGAAUCUGGCUUGCCAUUGUCUUCAUCUUCAGGCUCUUGGUCUUCUUGGUGGCUUGUGAAAAGGUCUGGGGCGACGAACAAAAGGACUUUGAUUGCAACACCCGCCAGCCUGGUUGUCAAAAUGUCUGCUAUGACCACUACUUCCCCAUCUCUUACACCCGACUCUGGGCUCUCCAGCUGAUCUUUGUGACUUGUCCAUCCCUUCUCGUGACUCUCCACGUUUCCUACAGAAAAGACCGGGAGCGUAAGCACCGGCUAAAGUACGGAGAAGACUGCACACCUCUGUAUGAUAACACAGGAAAGAAACGAGGGGGUCUCUGGUGGACCUACUUUUUCAGCCUGCUGUUCAAGAUAACUGUGGAUGGCGUGUUUGUCUUCCUGCUGUUUUACCUCUACGAAGCUGCCUUCUUUCCUCCACUGGUGAAAUGCAGAGAAGAGCCAUGUCCCAAUGUGGUGGACUGCUACAUUGCGAGGCCAACGGAAAAGAAGAUAUUUACUGUCUUUAUGGUGGUGACCAGCUUUGUGUGCAUUUUCCUCACUCUUUGUGAGGUGUUAUAUCUGUGUGGGAAGAGGUUCCGGGAAUGCUGCAAAAAAGGACCUCGCUCCAUGAGAGACAACUCCUUCAUGAUGACCAGAGUUCCUCUGAGUGGUAAUGAAAACUCAGCCUACAAAGAACCGGUUCUGGAGAAGAGUGUGACCAAUGGAGAACCGGGCCAGAAGGGUUCAGCCCCGCCCUACACCAUAGCCUGAGCUCAUUAUGUCCUGAGAGACAUAAUGAAUUUUUAAAUAUCAGAAUCAGAAUCAUCAGUAAAUGCUUACAAACAGAUGAUGUUGGUUAUUUUGAAACCAAUUUUACAUUUUAACUAUUUUAUGUUUUUGUUCCCCAACAUUGAUGUGUUGAGCA
This is a messenger RNA of Haplochromis burtoni (Burton's mouthbrooder), 1640 nucleotides long. Its product is annotated as gap junction beta-4 protein. Lineage: Eukaryota; Metazoa; Chordata; Actinopteri; Cichliformes; Cichlidae. Bases 674 to 1486 code for a protein of 270 amino acids. Gene Ontology annotation, cellular component: connexin complex. The record is from RefSeq and is a predicted model, not a curated record. The transcript has 2 exons. Gene Ontology annotation, biological process: cell communication.